This is a messenger RNA of Diachasma alloeum, 748 nucleotides long. Its product is annotated as histone H1. Gene Ontology annotation, molecular function: double-stranded DNA binding; nucleosomal DNA binding; structural constituent of chromatin. NCBI's taxonomy places the organism in Eukaryota, Metazoa, Arthropoda, Insecta, Hymenoptera, Braconidae. The record is from RefSeq and is a predicted model, not a curated record. The coding region runs from base 57 to 704 and encodes 215 amino acids. Gene Ontology annotation, biological process: nucleosome assembly; chromosome condensation; negative regulation of DNA recombination. The transcript has a single exon. Gene Ontology annotation, cellular component: nucleus; nucleosome.
UCUAAGGAGAAUAUUCAGAACUCGAUAGAACCCCAACUUAAAACAUUGACGAGAAGAUGGCAGACGUCUCCGAAUCUGUAGUUGCCGUUCCGGCUCAGGAUGCUCCUGCGAAGGUCUCUGUGAAGAAGGCGCCGAAGGCUAAGAGCUCCAAGGCCAAGCCGAGUCAUCCAAGCACCGCGGAGAUGGUGAACGUUGCCAUCGAGGAGUUGGCGGAGCGCAAUGGAUCAUCACUCCAGGCGAUCAAGAAGUACUUGGCCGCUAACUACAAACUUGACACUGAUAAGCACGCUCCAUUCAUCAAGAGAUACUUGAAAUCAGCGGUGAGUUCUGAAACUCUGGUGCAGACCAAGGGAAAGGGCGCCUCAGGAUCUUUCAAGCUCGCUGUCAAGAAGCCCGAGGCAUCAAAGUCUAGGCCCAGACCUAAGGAGGCAUCACCCAAGAAGGUUGUGAAGAAGUCUGCGGCGAAGAAGGGAGCGGCUCCCAAGGCCAGGGCAGCUUCUCCGAAGAAAGUUGUAGCGAAGAAGCCCGUUGGCGAGAAGAAGGCGGCGAAACCUAAGGCUGAGAAGACUAAACCCAAGAGCCCGUCUAAGGUUAAGAAGGUCACUAAGGGACCAACUGCCAAGCCUAAGGUCCCAAAGCCCAAGAAGGCCACUGCUCCCAAGGCUAAGACUGCUGCCAAGAAAUCUGCUGCUCAGAAAAAGUGAAUCCCUUGUUCAGUUUAAUGGACGUUCAUCACUACGACAAAACA